CUGGCCCUGCCUCCCAUGUCGUGCCAGAUAAAAGCUUUGCUCUUGGCAGGAAACGCCUCAAAGCCACACAGAUCCUCUCCUCCCACAGCUCCCACUCCAAGCUCUGAGGCACUGCAGGCUGCACAGGACACCAUGGUGCGACGCGUGGCUGUGGUGGGCGCAGGCGUCAGCGGGUUGGCAGCCACCAAGUGCUGCCUGGAAGAGGGGCUGGAGCCCAUCUGCUUUGAGCAGAGCGAGGACAUCGGAGGGCUCUGGCGCUACACGGAAAAGCCAGAGGAAGGCAAAGCUAGCAUCUACCGCACUGUCUUCACCAAUUCCUGCAAGGAGAUGAUGUGCUACCCUGACUUCCCCUUCCCUGAUGACUACCCCAACUAUAUACACAAUACAAAGCUCCAGAAGUACAUCCGUGACUACGCACAGCAUUUUGACCUUCUCCAGCACAUCCGCUUCAAGACCAUGGUCACGAAGAUAAGGAAGCGCCCUGACUUCAGUGCUACGGGGCAGUGGGAGGUGGUUACGCGGAGAGACGGGAAGGAAGAGGCAGCGGUUUUUGAUGCUGUUAUGAUUUGCACUGGGCACCAUGUCUAUCCAAACCUCCCCCUUGCCCACUUCCCAGGUAAGCUAAAUGAACUUGAUUCAGCCAUCACACAGCCAGGUGUGUGCACUUUACAUUCAAAUGUUGGAUGUUUUGUUGUUGUUCUUUUUUUUUCCAGCAUCAAAGAUUGAUGUUAGGGGUGAGCUCUGUUCAGGAGAUCAGAACUUU
This is a messenger RNA of Meleagris gallopavo (turkey), 763 nucleotides long. Lineage: Eukaryota; Metazoa; Chordata; Aves; Galliformes; Phasianidae. The record is from RefSeq and is a predicted model, not a curated record.